CGACGAUCUAAAUAAUGAAAUAUUGAAGGCAUUUCUGGAACCGAAAGCAUCAGACUGAACAGGAACAAAUACCAAGUCACUCGCUGAGUCGCAGGUAAACGCAGUCUGUUUGUGUUUGCCGCCACCACCGACUUCGAUUCGGAAACUAAGAAACUAUGCCGUCUCUGCAGACCGCCUUGCCUCCUGAGCUUGCUAACAAUGUGAUCAGACUUUACCGUGAGUGUAUUCGGAGAGCUAAAUAUGUCGGUCAUCGGCAACACAAUACACAACUUGUUGUUGACAUGGUGCGGCAGCAGUUCAAAAAAAAUAUGCACGAGACAGAUCCAGAUAAGAUUCAAAAGUUCAAGGAUGAUGCUGCAAGGGGACUUAUAAAUCACAUACUUUUCGAGUCUGAGAAGAUGUCUGGUCGUAAGUUCAGCAAGAGCUAGAGCUGAUUUUAAUUUCUUUUCUUUCUGAGAUUUCAGUUGUGUUAUGUUGGGAUAAAGUUGUGGCAGUAAAAUAAGUGAUAACAAUGUAAGCUUCAAUGCUCUAAUCCCUGUUUAUCAUUUAUGAAUGUUUAAUUCCAUGGAUUGUAAUUCAAAAAAAUUCCAUGGAAUUGUGAGGUAGACUUCUGCAUACCACAAAAAACGUAUACUCAAGCAAACAUCAAACCUUUGCAUGUCAAAA
This is a messenger RNA of Rosa chinensis, 666 nucleotides long. RefSeq lists its product as uncharacterized. The record is from RefSeq and is a predicted model, not a curated record. Bases 156 to 428 code for a protein of 90 amino acids. The transcript is spliced from 5 exons. NCBI's taxonomy places the organism in Eukaryota, Viridiplantae, Streptophyta, Magnoliopsida, Rosales, Rosaceae.